GCAGAGCGCUCUGCAGGGAAGCCCAGGGGGCACGGUCCCUGCCCGCAGGCGCAGGGCCAGGCUCCCGCCGCGCUGCCGGUGCCGCGGUUGGGCCGGAGCUCCCCGUCUCCCCCUGCGUGGAGGCCCCUCUUGCCUUGCUGCCUAUUUUUAUCCGCACCCGAUGGUUGGGCUGGGAUGUGCCGACGUCACGUGUUUUUGCACAACGUGCACUUUGUCAGGGUUUAAGGUUCAGCCUGCGUGCCAGACGGGCUCUGCGGGGCCGACAAACAUCUUCCCGCUGCUCUGUCUCCUCUCAGCACGCCCGUGCGCGGUUCCAGCGGGGCGGACGUGGCCAGCACGCGGCUCCUCAGCGAUCUGUUACUGUGUACUGACUCGGUACAUCAGGCUCCGACCUCCCGUCCGCGGCUCCCCACACGCGUCCUUUGCUCACCCACGACCUACACAAGCGUGUAACCUGCUGGUGUCAGCACGGGAUUCCGACGUGUGAAUUCACGGGAGGCCAGACCAGCACACAUUUAACGCUGCGGGGUCAGAGCGCUCCCGGGGACACGGCAGAGCAGCUUCGGCUGUUACUGCCCAACGCAUCUCCACGGUCAGCCCUGGGAUGGAAACCUGCAGACAGCUCGGGGUGAGGCUCAGGAUGGGGAGCUCGGCGCUCAUGGAGCCCUGCUGGCUCCAGCUCUGCCCGUGUUCCCCCCGCAGCUCCGCCCACCGCAGGACACACGUACCCGGCUCUUCCCUAAGUGCUUCCAGAAGUGGAAAGCAGCGCAGCGUGUGUAACCGCAGCGCGGAGCCGCGGCCGGCCGGGGGGACGGGGCGGUGCGUGGGCGUGCGCUGGGAUGAGGACAUUCCCUGGAACCGGUCCCGGCCGCAGCUAAGAACGGGAUGGCCGGCAUGUCCUGGGAAGGCUGGCGUGCCCGGCGGCACAGGGGACGCAGGGACGGCAGCCAGGCGGAUGCGCAGGGCAGAGCAGAGGGACAGGCUGGACAGCGGCUGUGUGACACCUGGAGAUGUGAGCGCGGCCGGGGGCUGCGUGUGGUGGUGGGACUGGUCGGAGGCAGAGGAGCGUGUCGGGGGGAGGAAGGGUCCCUGCUGCCCCGGGGGGUGCAGGGGGAGCCGGGAGCUGUGGCACGAGGGGCAGCGAGAGGUGACAGGGAGCAGGGCCCAGGGCCCAGCGCAGGGCUGGCAGAGCGAGGUUUGGGGCCAAGCCCCGGGGGCACCGUCAGCUGUGGCAGCGGGUGCUGGGGCUGCCGCACCCUGGAGAGGCCGAUGGUGCUUCGCGCUGGUGGCUGCUCACGCACCAAGGGCACCGGGUUUCUGUCAGACCUCAUUGCUGGCCCUGCCUUGGCAGGCUCUGCCGGCAGCUGGAGGGCUCGGUGAUGCUCUACUGGCAGCUGGGGGGCUUGGUGAUGCUCUGCCAGCAGCUGGAGGGCUCGGUGAUGCUCUGCCGGCAGACGGAAGGCUCGGUGAUGCUCUACUGGCAGCUGGGGGGCUUGGUGAUGCUCUGCCAGCAGCUGGAGGGCUCGGUGAUGCUCUACCGGCAGCUGGGGGGCUUGGUGAUGCUCUGCCAGCAGACGGAAGGCUCGGUGAUGCUCUACCGGCAGCUGGAGGGCUCAGUGAUGCUCUGCCAGCAGCUGGAGGGCUCGGUGAUGCUCUGUUGGCCGCUGGAGGGCUCAGUGAUGCUCCGCAGCGGCUCGAGCAGAUUUUCCUGGCUCCUGGACCCUCCCCUGAAGCUGCAGAGCAGUGGAAUGUUGCCGCUGCUGCGGCCCUGCAGCCGGCUGGGAUCUGCCCCACGCACAGCCCUGCGGUGAGCUGGGAUCUGCCCCAUGGGAUCUGCCCCACGGGAUCUGCUCCAUGGGAUCUGCUCCAUGCACAGCCCCGCGGUGAGCUGGGAUCUGCCCCACGGGAUCUGCCCCAUGGGAUCUGCCCCACGCACAGCCCUGCGGUGAGCUGGGAUCUGCCCCAUGGGAUCUGCCCCACGGGAUCUGCCCCACGGGAUCUGCUCCACGGGAUCUGCCCCACACACAACCCUGCAGUGAGCUGGGAUCUGCCCCACAGGAUCUGCCCCAUACACAACCCUGCAGUGAGCUGAGAUCUGCCCCAUGGGGUCUGCCCCAUACAUAGCCCUGUGGUGAGCUGGGAUCUGCCUCAUGGGAUCUGCUCCACGGGAUCUGCCCCAUACACAGCCCUGCAGUGAGCUGAGGUCUGCCCCAUGGGGUCUGCCCCAUGGCAUCUGCCGCACACACAGCGACCUGGGAUCUGCCCCAUGCAGCCCCACGUGCAGCCCCACGUGCAGCCCCACGUGCAGCCCCACGUGCAGGUGAGGAGGAGGCUCUGCUGCCAACCGGGGGGCUCCAGCCUGGGGGCUCAGGGGUAAAUAACCAUCUUUGCCAUCACAGUGGUCUGGAAUUAUGCGCAGCCUGGGUUACCAUGUUAUAGCUGGGGAGUUCCCCGUCCCAACAGCCUUUGAACACUUCUCUAACCUUUUACUAAGAAAAAGAAGUAGAAGCAGUUAAGUGGAGAAUUAAGCAAAGCUUUCAUAACAAUAUCUUUUGUUCCUUUUCGUCUCUGAGGUAAAACCUUUCCCUAGGAGAAGUGGGCAGACUUUCGGCUGGGUAUGAAGGUGAUGCCAGCUCCCAUUCCUGGGCCUGCGGAACAACGGUAGUGGAGGCACCCGGAGCUUGGUUGCUGGAACCCCGUGUUGCUGAAACCCGUCUUUGUGCUGUUAAGCCGAACCCAAGACGAUUGCACACGGCAGCAGAUCACGACAGCAGCGGUGCCAAGGAGGGGGUCGUGUCUCGGGGAGCCGGCUGCUGAGUGGAUGUGGGCACGUCCCACGGCCUGUCAGUGGGCACGUCCCACAGCGUGUCAGCGGGCACGUCCCACGGCGUGUCCACCUCCAGGAGACCAGGUUGUGCCGAAGGGGGAAUUACAAGUGAGGGUAUGGGCCCUAAGAGCCAAAUGAAUGUAA
Molecule: messenger RNA, 2971 nt
Organism: Columba livia (rock pigeon)
Lineage: Eukaryota; Metazoa; Chordata; Aves; Columbiformes; Columbidae
Product: chloride intracellular channel protein 6-like
Exons: 2
Coding region: 605-2092 (495 amino acids)
Source: RefSeq, a predicted model, not a curated record